Molecule: messenger RNA, 1487 nt
Organism: Argentina anserina (silverweed cinquefoil)
Lineage: Eukaryota; Viridiplantae; Streptophyta; Magnoliopsida; Rosales; Rosaceae
Product: mitogen-activated protein kinase kinase kinase 5-like
Exons: 7
Coding region: 133-1281 (382 amino acids)
Biological process (GO): protein phosphorylation
Molecular function (GO): protein kinase activity; ATP binding
Source: RefSeq, a predicted model, not a curated record
GUUUUUCUUCACCCUGAGUCCCGGACUACCAUGUUUCCUUAUUUCUGUUUCUUGUUUUUGUGGUAGAGUUUCGAUGAGUAGAAGAGUUUGCUUCAUUCAUUUUAUUUCAGAUUUUGUUGGGAAGAAUCAACAAUGGCUGGAGGUGAGAUUGUUGCAGGGGCAGCUCUAGGACUACCGUUUAAUAUCCUGUAUGAUGUGAUCAAGGAAGUGAUGACCAAGACUACAAUGUUCAAACCCCUUCUCGGAGAUCUUAGCUCCACCAUGGAGAACUUGCAUCCAGUGAUCAAUGACAUAGCCAAGCACAACAAGGACUUGGGACGUCCAGAGGAGGAACUACAGAGUUUCAAAAAGCAAAUGGAGAAUGGGGCUGAGCUUGUUCGAAAGUGCUCCAAGGUUGGUUUAUGGAGAAGCUACAAGAAAUAUGGAUAUGCCAAUAAGCUGAUGGAGUUGGACAAAUCUCUCAAUAGACUAUUAGCUAUACUCGGCGUGCAGGGUAUAAGAACCGGGAUGGAAACGUUGGUGGUGGUGAAGGAAACAUUGACUACAGUGAAGAGAAUUGAAGACAAUGGUGCUGGUACAGAAGAGAAAAUUGUGGUGCAUAAUCUGAUGGAGUUUCAGAAGGGAAAGCUUAUUGGGACAGGUCCAUAUGGACCUCGUUAUGUUGGAAGCAAUAGGGUAACUGGAGCUUUAUGUUCAAUGAAGGAAGUUGAAUUAUCUCCCAAUGGCUCAAUUUCUGCAAAACAAUUAGAAAUGGAAAUUGGAAUGCUCAGCACCCUUAAGCAUUCUAACAUUGUGGAGUAUUAUGGAAGCCAAAUGGUAGACAAUCAAUUUUAUAUAUAUCAGGAGUAUGUCCAUCCUGGCUCUUUGAGCAAAUAUAUGAAUGAACGUUAUGGAGUCAUAACAGAAUCUAUUGUUCGUAAUUUUACUCGCCAGAUAGUGACCGGGCUGGCUUACAUGCACAGCAAAUACAUAGCACACAGGAGUAUCAAAGGUGCCAAUCUGCUCGUUGAUACUUGUGGGGUUGUCAAGCUAGCUGAUUUCGCGAUGGCGCAACAGCUUCCAGGACAUGAGCGAACAAUUUCUUUAGAGAGAAGUCCACACUGGAUGCCUCCAGAGGUCAUUUUUUCUGUACUACAUGACCAUCUUGCUGCUGAUAUUUGGAGUUUGGGUUGCACAGUCAUAGAAAUGCUCACCGGAAGACCUCCUUGGAGCGAGCACGGAAGUGUAAGCAGAAUAUUCAUUCAACUAUAUACUACUUGUUACAUUAUUGUGUUUCAAUAGUUGAUGUUGCAAUUACUGUAGUAACUGAUCAGAUGCUGCUCCUGCUGUAAGGGUUAUAUACCCCAAUAGAGUUUGGUAAAAUGAUGCUUCUUCAGUGUAAUGUAUAGCUUAGUCACAUUGCAUUCUGGAACUGCUACCAGGACGAGUUUAGUGUAACACAGUUUGCAAUACGUUUAGAUGUCCCUAUGUUAUCUAAAUGAGUAAUG